Molecule: messenger RNA, 2250 nt
Organism: Trypanosoma cruzi
Lineage: Eukaryota; Euglenozoa; Kinetoplastea; Trypanosomatida; Trypanosomatidae
Product: endo/exonuclease Mre11, putative
Exons: 1
Coding region: 1-2250 (749 amino acids)
Biological process (GO): telomere maintenance; meiotic DNA double-strand break formation; double-strand break repair via nonhomologous end joining
Cellular component (GO): nucleus; Mre11 complex
Molecular function (GO): manganese ion binding; endonuclease activity
Source: RefSeq, a predicted model, not a curated record
AUGGCAAGUGCGGGGAAUGCCGCGUCGUCAUCAUCGACGUUCAAGUUUCUCAUCACGACAGACAAUCAUCUUGGAUUCCAAGAGCGGGAUUCACGCCGGGGAAACGACAGCUUCACCACCUUUGAGGAGUGUCUUCGUGCCGCCCGCGUUGAACACGACGUUGAUGCCAUUCUUCUCGGUGGGGACCUCUUUCAUGACAAUAAGCCCAGUCUUGGCUGCUUCGCUCGCACCACAUCCCUGCUGCGGACAUAUGUGCUUGGGGACAAACCGAUUGCAUUUUCACUGCUGAGUGAUCCCAAGCGUAACUUCCCAACGCACCCCGUUCCACUGGCUAAUUUUCAGGAUCCCAACAUCAAUGUCGCCAUACCGAUUUUUAUGAUUCAUGGGAACCAUGACGACCCCGUUGGAGGAACGUCAUCCAUCGAUAUUUUGGCAGCAAAUGGUCUUGUGAACUACUUUGGACAGGUAUUCUCAUUGGACGACAUUGUUGUGGAACCUAUUUUGCUCAAGAAGGGUCACACCUACGUCGCCUUGUAUGGACUUGGGAAUGUUCGCGAUGAACGGCUUCAUCGCUGCUUUCGUAUGAAGAAACUUCGUUUUGUGCACCCCAAGCCGGUAAAAGGACGCCUUUGGUUUAAAAUUCUUUUGCUGCACCAAAACCGCGGGGUUCGUGGUGGGUCGGGUGAGAAGAACGGCAUUUUUGAGAACAUGUUGGCUGGAUUUGGCCUGGACCUUGUUAUCUGGGGCAACGAGCACGAGCAACAAAUGGUUCCCACACCUUCUGAGGGAUUUGAUGUCAUUCAGCCUGGUAGCACUAUUCUCACGUCGCUCUCCGGGCAGGAGUGUAACCCAAAACAGUACGGUGUGUUGGAGGUGCGUGAAGGAUCGUACCGCUUGACGCCAUUUCCACUGCGUAGUGUCCGUCCAGUGGUACGACGUACAGUGGAGUUGUGGCGAGAAAAUCCCACUGGACGCACGUUGGACGCCGUGGAGGAUUUCCUCCGCCGCGUUAUUGAGGAGAUGAUAGAAGAGGCAGAGGAGCAGAUAAGCCGUAUCCCAGAUGAUGUACUCGCGUUUCACCCAAGCAUUAAGUUCCCACUUAUGCGGCUUUCUGUGGACUUUACCGAUCCGGAGUCUACGAACUUUCCCCAACCAAAUAUUAAUCGCUUUGGACAACAGUACAUGGACGUUGUGGUGAAUCCUGGUGACUUACUGCGGCCUUUAAAGCCAAAACCUGUUAUUCGUAGACUGCCUUCAGCACCAGGGGGAGAUGGGACGAUGGUUGUACCUGUGCCGUUGGUUAACACCUCUGAUAUCCGCACAAAGGUUGCGGAGGUGUUUAACGCGAAUGCGCGGGAUGCCUGUUCGUUACUUUCCGAGCCGGAGGUGUCGGCCGCGGUUUACGCCUUUGCUGAGAAGGGUGAACGUGACGCCAUUGACGAGCGAAUCAAUGAGCUCCUGAACAAGUGUCAGAAGUCUGUCUGGAAAGCCAUGGGGAGGGGGGAUGCAGAGGGUAUUUUGAUGCCUGACAGCAUCUACACGGAGGUGAUUCGAUACAAACAGGAUAUGAACAAACGUUACGCGGAGGCCACACGUGCGGCUGAUGCGUCGGAGCAAGGACAAAAAGGGCAACUGCAGGAAUCUCAUGGAAAAGCAGACAGGGCUCAGACGGGCUUUGGACGUACGGACUUUAUGAUCGUUGACGCAUUUGACGAGGGCGGGGUGCCGCUUGGAGCCCCAGCGGCCUCCGCCUCCCUCACACUUAACGCCGCAGACUGCACGGUACAAGGAGUUUGCGAAGAGGAGGAGGAUGAUGCGCUUCCAGAGACGGGGCUGGAGCGUGGGACGUUAAGCGCACUGAUCGCCAGCGCGGUGAAACAGGAUCAGGAGACGACAGCUGGUCCCGCACUUCAUGCUGUGGCUGCUUCUCGAAACGGCGGUGGCAAGCGUCAUCGAGAUGAGGUGGAGGUGAUCGACGAUGACGAAGUUGUGGACAAACCACAUUCCGUCCAGCCUUCUGUAAAAAAAGGAGUCCGAAGAAAGGCGGCGAGUGGGGCCGCGGCGCCUGCUCCCAAACCGACGCGAGGCAAAAGGGGCAAACAAGCCGCUGCAUCUCUCAUUCCUACCCCAACGCUGCAGCUGACGCACGAGCUUGUUCCUGAGGAAUUGGCGUCGCAGAGGCCCGCAACAAAACAGGGGAUGCCUCAGGGCGCUCUCAAUUUCCUUUCAAAGUGGGCAGGUCAAAGUUGA